AUGGCUUCAUUUCAUAUUCGAUCAAUCAGUUUGCCCUCUACAUCUCAUCCUCUGACUGUAAGUCUAGAGGAGCAACUUUACAAGCUUAACACAUCACAAUCAUCCUUAUCUAUAGGCCAAAAACUAUCUGGCCUAAAAGAGUUGUAUGACUGUGUUGAUGAUUUUCUUCAACUAUCACUCACCCAACAAUCUCUUUCCCAUGAGAACUCUGUAGAAGAGGCAUUGAAUGGAUCCUUGAGUUUGUUGGAUAUGUGCAGCAACACCAGAGAUUUUUUCUCACAGAUGAGGGAGUGUCUUCAAGGACUUGAAUUAUCUCUCCGAAGAAGUAGAAACGGAGUUGAGGCAUACAUGACAUCAAGAAAAACACUGAAUAAAUUGAUCUGCAAAUAUCUCAGAAAUUUCAAGAAACAAGACAAGAACAGCAAAAGUAACUCAGAGAUUGUAGUGUUGCUAAAAGGUGUAGAGGAAAUUAGUGUUUCGAUGUUUGAAUCCAUUUUAUCCUUCAUUUCUCAGCCAAAGUCAAAAUCAAAGCUCUCUAUUUUCUCAAAACUUUUGCAACCGAAGAACGCAUCAUGCCAAGGGGAACUCGUAGCCAAUGAGGUGGAAAAAAUUGAUGCUGAGCUGCUCAUCUUCAAGUCUAGCAGUGACAGCAAUCAGAGUAAAACAAUUCUGAAAGAAUUGGAGGCAUUGUAG
This is a messenger RNA of Mercurialis annua (annual mercury), 693 nucleotides long. RefSeq lists its product as uncharacterized. Gene Ontology annotation, biological process: root development; shoot system development. The transcript has a single exon. Bases 1 to 693 code for a protein of 230 amino acids. The record is from RefSeq and is a predicted model, not a curated record. Lineage: Eukaryota; Viridiplantae; Streptophyta; Magnoliopsida; Malpighiales; Euphorbiaceae.